AUGGAUCCUUCCUUCCUGGAACCCUAUCGCUCCAAGCGUCUCCUCUACCGAGCACCAGAGGAUAACGAAAAAGACAAUGCAUUUUAUCAAGCCCUCCGCGCUGACCCUGACGUCUUAUCUAUGGCUUCCAACGGUCUACAGCGACCACUAAGCACCAAGGAGCAGAGACAGCUAAGGGUAAAAAUGGACAAAAUGAUGAUGACAGUCAUGAUUUGCAUCAUCCCAGACGAUGAAAACUCCGAUAAGGAACCUGAGACAAUUGGCAUCAUGUCGCUCAAAUAUGAGGAUCCCAUAUUGGUGCAUAAUCGUUCACGUCAAUUUGGCAUUACUAUUGCGCGCAGGUACCAGGGCAACGGGUAUGGUCCUGAGGCUAUCGCCUGGCUGCUCGAUUGGUGUUUUAUGACCGCAGGAUUACAUCGGGUUGAGCUUACGGUUUACGAAUGGAAUGAGAGGGCGCAAAAUGCAUAUAAAAAGCUCGGUUUUGUGACUGAGGGGAGAAAGAGAGAAUCUCUAUGGAAGGCCGGUCGGUGGCGGGAUACAAUCUCCAUGGGGAUUUUGUCGCAUGAGUGGGAAGCAAAAAAGAUGUCCACAGUUAGUGUUCCAGUUUGCUAA
This is a messenger RNA of Penicillium cinerascens, 612 nucleotides long. RefSeq names its product GNAT family N-acetyltransferase. Lineage: Eukaryota; Fungi; Ascomycota; Eurotiomycetes; Eurotiales; Aspergillaceae. Bases 1 to 612 code for a protein of 203 amino acids. The transcript has a single exon. The record is from RefSeq and is a predicted model, not a curated record. Gene Ontology annotation, molecular function: acyltransferase activity, transferring groups other than amino-acyl groups.